This is a messenger RNA of Rhinocladiella mackenziei CBS 650.93, 576 nucleotides long. Its product is annotated as RdgB/HAM1 family non-canonical purine NTP pyrophosphatase. Gene Ontology annotation, biological process: nucleoside triphosphate catabolic process. Gene Ontology annotation, molecular function: nucleoside triphosphate diphosphatase activity. The record is from RefSeq and is a predicted model, not a curated record. Gene Ontology annotation, cellular component: cytoplasm. Bases 1 to 576 code for a protein of 191 amino acids. NCBI's taxonomy places the organism in Eukaryota, Fungi, Ascomycota, Eurotiomycetes, Chaetothyriales, Herpotrichiellaceae. The transcript has 5 exons.
AUGCCCACCGCCCCCACGAGCCUGAACUUCAUCACCGGCAACGCCAACAAACUCGCCGAGGUGCGCGAUAUCCUUGCCGACGUUGACGGCUUAGUUCUGCAAAGCCGCAACGUCCACGGCACCGAGAUUCAGGGCUCCAUUGAGGAGGUUGCGCGCGAUAAGUGCUCCAGGGCAGCUGAGGUGGUCAAUGGGCCGGUGUUAACGGAGGAUACUGCGUUGGAAUUCCAGUCGUUGAAAGGGUUGCCGGGGCCAUAUAUAAAACACUUCCUCGAAGCCCUUGGCCACGAAGGUCUCAACAACAUGCUUGCCGCAUACGAAGAUAAAACCGCCUUCGCGGUCUGCACGUUCGCAUACAGUGCCGGACCUGGCCACGAGCCGAUCUUAUUCCAAGGGCGUACACAGGGGAAGAUCGUGCCGGCGAGGGGGCCUGCAGUAUUUGGUUGGGAUGCGGUUUUCGAACAUGACGGCCUCACAUAUGCCGAGAUGGACAAGGUUACAAAGAACCGAAUUUCUCAUCGAGGAAAGGCGUUGGCGAAGCUGAAAGCCUGGCUCGCUGGCGGUGAACUGGGAUCUUGA